Messenger RNA from Erigeron canadensis, 3291 nucleotides. RefSeq names its product receptor-like protein EIX1. NCBI's taxonomy places the organism in Eukaryota, Viridiplantae, Streptophyta, Magnoliopsida, Asterales, Asteraceae. The transcript is spliced from 3 exons. Gene Ontology annotation, molecular function: protein binding. Bases 46 to 3291 code for a protein of 1081 amino acids. The record is from RefSeq and is a predicted model, not a curated record.
UGCUUAUGAAUUAUACAACGUUUACUCUAUCUUAAUUACUCCAAAAUGGAAAACACCUUUCUUCUCAUUUUUGCAUCAUUCAUGUUCAUUCAAACAUAUUGCGCAAGCAGCAACAACAUCAUGAUCAUGGCUUCCUCGAAUGUUACAUGUAUCCAAGGGGAGCGACAAUCACUGCUUGUAUUCAGACGAGGCCUUGCAGACGAAUCAAAUCGUCUAUCAACAUGGACUGGAUCAGAAUGUUGCGAGUGGCAGGGAGUUGGGUGUGAUAGGAAAAAUGGUCAUGUUGUCAAACUUGAUCUUCGAUCUCCAUCAUCUUUCAUGGACUACUAUAUAUCAUCAAGCACAAGUACCUCGCUCAAAGGUAAGGUAAGUCCUUCCUUACUCGACUUGAAGUAUUUGCGUUACUUGGACCUGAGCAUGAACAACUUCUCAGGACAAAAUAUUCCUGAAUUUUUCGGGUCGUUCAAGUAUUUGGAAUACCUGAACCUCUCUUACUCAGGUUUCAGUGGUGUAGUCCCUCCUCAUCUAGGAAAUCUCUCAAGGUUACAAUAUCUUGAUCUUAAUCUCCAACAUAGGUACGACAUGGUACCUCUCCCUUAUGACGUUUCAUUGAUGGUCAAGAAUGACCUGCAGUGGGUGUCCUUGUUGUCGUCGUUAAAGCACUUGGAUCUCUCAGGAAUAAAAAUUGGUAACCAUAUUGAUUGGUUCCAUCCGGUUAACAUGCUACCUUCAUUGCUUACACUGAACUUGGCCUCGUGUGAUAUACAUAUCUCCUCUAUAAAGUUCAUCAAUUUCACGUAUCUUAAUUCACUCGAUCUCUCUUCCAAUGGUAUCAACUCCACCAUUCCUGUUUGGUUAUCAAACCUUACUAGCCUCGUGCAUCUAAACCUUGAUUAUAACAACUUCCAUGGUCCAAUACCUAAUUCUAUUGCAACCUUGAGCUCUCUUUCUUACAUCAGACUUUCAUCAAACCAUUUGUCUGGUCCAAUACCUCCCUCACUUGGUAACCUAUCCUCUCUAAGAGUACUCUCUCUAUAUGGUAAUCAAUUGAGUGGGAGCAUACCAGAAAGCAUCGGUCAAUUAUCAAUGCUUGAAAUCCUUUAUCUUUAUGAAAAUCAAUUGAGUGGGAGCAUACCUGAAAGCAUUGGUCAACUAUCAAAGCUUGAAAUCCUUUUUCUUUUUAAUAAUCGAUUGAGUGGGAGCAUACCUGAAAGCAUUGGUCAACUAUCAAUGCUUGAAUACCUUGAUCUUGUUGGUAAUCGAUUGAGUGGGAGCAUACCUGAAAGCAUUGGUCAACUAUCAAUGCUUGAAUACCUUGAUCUUGUUGGUAAUCGAUUGAGUGGGAGCAUACCUGAAAGCAUUGGUCAACUAUCAAUGCUUGAAUACCUUGAUCUUGUUGGUAAUCGAUUGAGUGGGAGCAUACCUGAAAGCAUUGGUCAACUAUCAAUGCUUGAAUACCUUGAUCUUUCUGACAAUCAAUUGAGUGGGAGCAUACCUGAAAGCAUCGGUCAAUUAUCAGUGCUUGAAAACCUUGAUCUUUCUGGUAAUCGAUUGAGUGGGAGCUUACCUGAAAGCAUUGGUCAAUUAUCAAUGCUUGAAAUCCUUUAUCUUUUUGGUAAUCGAUUGAGUGGGAGCAUUCCAACUAGUAUUGGCCAGCUUUCAAACCUCAUUGAACUAUUUGUCUCUAAUAACUCAUUGGUUGGGGUUGUUUCGGAACAUCACUUCACCAAACUUCGCAAUCUAAACAGAUUGUGGUUGUAUGAUAAUUCAUUAAUGCUGAAUGUCAGCACUCAUUGGAUUCCUCCCUUCCAACUUGAGAGUUUUUCUGCACGCUCCUGCUACAUCGGACCUCAAUUCCCAAAUUGGCUUCAAACGCAAACAAAUCUUGAAGUUUUAGGUCUUUCAAAUUCGGGUAUUAGAGAUACAAUACCAGAGUGGUAUGAGAACAUCACCUCUCAUCUCCAAGGAUUGGAUUUGUCCCACAACCAGAUAUCUUUUUUCCAUGAAAAGACUAAUAAUUGUAAAUUCAAAUUUUCUAAUCCAGGCCUCAUUGAUUUAGUUCUUGGGAACAAUUCUUUCACCGGAAGCAUUCCGACGCACUUAUGCGAGUCGCUUCAAAUAAAAUUACUUGAUUUAUCCGAUAAUAACUUCUCUGGAUUUCUUCCCAAAUGCUUUGGAAACUUGACUGAGUUGCAUGUGAUGGAUCUUACAAAUAACAAUAUAACGGGUGAUGUUCCGAAGUCAUUAGGUUUCCUAUCAUACCUCGAGUCAUUACAUUUGCACAACAACAAGUUUGAGGGCAAUCUCCCGACGGCUUUGCAAAACUUGACAAACUUAGUCACCUUUGACUUAGGAAACAAUUUGUUCACGGGUAAUAUCCCUUCUUGGAUCGGGAAAAAAUUAACCAGGCUUAAAAUUUUGAAUCUCCAAUCAAAUAAUUUCACGGGUGAGAUCCCACUUGAAAUCUGUCAAAACAACGCUCUUCAAAAUUUAAACUUAGCAAAUAAUAACAUAACUGGAAUGAUCCCUCGUUGCUUUUAUAACUUAACUGGUAUGAUUGUGACUAGUGUUGACUUUCACUACAAUCGCACUAGAUAUAAAGAAAAUAUUGAAACUUGCAUAAAGGGUAUUCAAUUGAAGUACACAAAAACACUUGAGUUUCUUGUAUCCUUAGACCUCUCAAGCAACAAAUUCAUUGGUGAAGUUCCUGAUGUUUUGAUGAACCUUAGAGCGUUGAACAAUUUGAAUCUUUCUAGAAACUUGUUAAGUGGACAGAUUCCGUCAAAGAUUGGAGAUCUAAAGCAUAUGGAAUCUUUAGAUAUUUCGAUGAACUUGUUGUCCGGUCCCAUUCCUCCAAGUUUGGGUACCUUGAACUUUCUAAGCUACUUGAACUUAUCCUUCAAUAACUUAUCUGGUCAAAUACCAUUUGGAAACCAGCUUCAAGCUUUAGGUGAUCCAUCAGCCAUAUAUGAAGGGAAUAAUGAGUUAUGUGGGCCCACACCUUUUAAGAGUUGCAAUAGAAAGAACUUAUCAGACUCGUAUAUUAGUAAGGAAGUAGGUAAAAUUUUUAUACAAGAUUUGGGGUUGUUAAUUAGCACAGUUUCUGGGUUUGUUGUCGGAUUUAUGGGACUAAUCGGUAGCUUAUACUUGAUAAAAGAAUGGAGGACAACUUACUUUGAUAUUAUAGAGAAUGUUUACACAUGGCUCGUUCUAACUUGUCCUGAAAUCAAUCUAGACCUUGAUGUUGAUCUCGUGCUUGUUCUUGCCCCUGAAACGGCCCUGAUGGAAUGA